Molecule: messenger RNA, 1071 nt
Organism: Aspergillus thermomutatus
Lineage: Eukaryota; Fungi; Ascomycota; Eurotiomycetes; Eurotiales; Aspergillaceae
Product: MDR family NADP-dependent oxidoreductase
Exons: 2
Coding region: 1-1071 (356 amino acids)
Molecular function (GO): oxidoreductase activity, acting on the CH-CH group of donors, NAD or NADP as acceptor
Source: RefSeq, a predicted model, not a curated record
AUGCCCAUCCCAAACAGACAGAUCAUCUACGCCAAUACGCCCUCCCCGGCCAUCGAUCCCUCGUUGACAAAUGGAACCUUCAAGCUCAACACAACCUCCAUCCCCGACCAGAUCCCCAAUGACAAAGUCCUCGUUCGCGUGCACUACCUCUCCCUCGACCCGGCCAUGCGCCAAUGGCUCACAGCAAAACGCUCAUACAUUGCCCCCGUUGAGCGCGGCAGCGUCAUGCGCGGCCAGAGCAUCGCACAGGUGGUCGCGGUCGGGAGCGGACUACAGUCCCAAUACAAGGUCGGCGACUGGGUCGUCGCCUACUCCGGGUGGCAGGAGUAUUGUCUGCUGGGGCCCAAGGAGGCCCAGAAGGUGGUCGUCCCUCCCGGCUGCCAACCCACCGACGCCAUGUCGGUGCUCGGAAUGACGGGGUUGACUGCCUACUUUGGCAUGACGGAGGUCGGGCAGCCGAAACCUGGCGACACCGUCGUUGUGUCUGGUGCCGCCGGCGCGACGGGCAUGGUCGCCGGACAGAUUGCCAAGGUCAAGGGAGCCAAGCGGGUCGUCGGCAUUGCGGGCAGUGCCGACAAGUGCGAGUUCCUGGUCAAAGAGCUGGGAUUCGAUGUGGCCAUCAACUACAAGGACAAGGACUGGAAGAAGCAGUUGAAGGAGGCUACACCGGAGUACAUCGAUGUGUACUUUGACAAUGUCGGAGGUGAAAUCCUCGAUGCUUGUCUCGCGCGGGCCCAGAGAGACUCUCGGUUCGUGAUCUGCGGUGCUAUCAGCCAGUACAACUCGGCCAAGCCCCAGGGGCCUACGAGCUUCAUGAACGUCAUUUCGCAACGAGUUACAAUGAAGGGUUUCAUUGUGUUUGACUAUGCGAAGAAGUAUGACAUUGCCUUGAAGGAUCUCUCAACAUGGUUGUCACAGGGUAAGAUCAAGCGCAAGGAGCAUAUCAUCCGGGGUGGAUUGGAAGCGGCGCCUCAGGGUCUGGUGAACCUUUACGAAGGCGCCAAUACCGGCAAGAUGAUGGUCGAGGUGGCACCUGCUAGUGAGGCUAUUGGAGCCAAGGCCAAGCUGUAA